This is a messenger RNA of Aphis gossypii (cotton aphid), 2686 nucleotides long. RefSeq names its product suppressor of Mek1. Bases 240 to 2117 code for a protein of 625 amino acids. NCBI's taxonomy places the organism in Eukaryota, Metazoa, Arthropoda, Insecta, Hemiptera, Aphididae. The transcript has 6 exons. The record is from RefSeq and is a predicted model, not a curated record.
UAUUUAGUUACCUACCUAUAUGCAUUUACGGAAACUGAAGGUGCAUAUUAUUUUAAUACAAUUAUGUGCGCCAACGUCUGAUUAUAUUAAAAAUAAAUCUGGACAACGAGUACAUACGAUUUUAAAUUCCAGAUAUUGAAUAAAUUCAGGUGGUGGUCCAUUGGAGCUGCAUACGUUUUAUGAAAUACCCACGAUAUUUUUCCACGAGCAGUUGAACUAAAUUUUAAAUAUUAAAGGACAUGAGUUCGGAUAAAAAAAUAGAAAUUAUUGAAAAUGAAAGCGAUGAAAACUUACCAUUUGAUUUUUACGAUUUGGAUUACCCGACAAGAGUUAUUCCUUCCAAAAACUAUAAUAAUUCUUUUAUGGAAUCGAAAUCGGCAGUACGCGUUGCGUCGAAUACUAACAGAACUACUGCAUUGAACGAAUAUGACGUAGACGACGAAGAAGACUUCAUAAAAGUUUAUUUCGCGUCGGGGACAGUACUGAAACCAUCUGAUAAACCGUACGACCUGCGUUCAAAAAUCCACGAAGCAAACCGAGAACUGGAAAACGCCAGCGAGAGCAAAUUUGUGAACACCCCCGGAAAAGUCAAGUUUGACAACACUGUUGUGAUAUUGGACAGUUUUGAAGACAUUGGUACAGUGUCGAUCGGAACGGAAACACUUCAAGGUUCCGAAGUUGUUAUUUCCGAUGAUCCGAUUGAUGACCUCAAAGAUAAAGAAAUUUUGGCCAAAAUCGAUUUAUUACGAGAUGAUGAUGCAGACGACCAAAACGACGUGGUAUGCAGUUCGACUACCGAUAGGACACAGGACACUGACACAGAUGACAAAGCCUAUUCAAGCACUUCGUUCAGUAGGAGUUUUUCGUCCGAGUCUGACGACCCGUUGUUUAUAAACGUUAUAGAGUCUGGGGACGAGUUCAAGACUAUCAUGGACCGGAACAACAAGACGCGCCAAGGAUCGGCAAUUGAUGAGCACGUUACGUACUUCCCAGAACUGUUCACCCAUACGCAAUACAAGAUGUACGAAAAUUGUGCAGAAAAAACAGUGGGAGAUGGUGACGUCAACAUAUACGUGCCCAAGAAACUGGACGCGGAAGAACUGAGAAAUAAAUUGAAAGAAAUUACCGGAGAGCGUAAACGGGCAAUGCAGAUAGCAGGGGUGACGAAUGAAAAGAAAGUCGACUUCAAACCUACGAAAAAAGUCGGUUGUUUUGCAUCGCUGCGGAACGCACAAAAAUCAAUCAAACAAAUAAAAACAUCCGAAAAAAAGGUUAAAUCGUCGUCUGCACAGAUACGUGUACAGCAGCAGAUGGCCCACUGCGGCAAUGGUAACAACAACAACAACAACAACAACAAAAACAAUAUUAAUAAUAAUAAGGCUCGCGUGACAUAUUACUUUGAAAUGGACCCGAAAGGUAAGCUCAAACCAUUAAGCAAUAAGAACAGUGUGGCGACUGUUAACGAAAUGAGUUCUUCAAAUAGCUGCAAUGACAAGUCUACGAAUAAAUUCUUCCACAUAAAUUUAAGGGCAGCGAAAAAUGGAGAAAACGUUAAGCCCCGGAUCACUAAAACACCGAACGCAGAUUUGUUUCUGGAAUUUCAGACAGACAAAUCUGGCAACAAUAAGGGGGCGAAGUUAGUGAUAAAAAAAAAGCCCACACCCGAGGUAGAAGUGCAACACAGUCCGACGAAUCACAGUGAUGGAGGUGCUAUCAAGAAGUCCUCGGCCGCUGGCUGCGGUGAACGUCCUCGGUUACCGGGUUACAACGGCCUUAGAUCCGAGUACGGGCUGUCGGCUGAACAGCUAUUGGAGAGGCGCAAUGCAAGAAUGGAACGUGAGAGGCGGAGGAAAGAGUUAAGGCAAAAGAAACACGAAGAAGAACAAAAGAAAAGGGCAGAAAACGAAAAAAAUUUCUAUAAAUGGCUGCAACAGAAGAAGCAGUUGAAAAAACACGCAAAAACCAUCAGACGUAGCUAUCCUAUGAACAAACUGACAGUGUCUUCCGCAAGAGUUUCCAUAAAUUCAACUCACGAUGGAGAUCAACGCAAAGGAUCGUUUGCUCUGGAAGAAUUAUUAAAGAUCAAGGAUGAGAAUAGUGGAUGGUUUAAAUUUUAAAUAAAAAAUCGUUAUUUUCUUUAUUGUAUAAAAGUUGUUUAAAUUUAAUCAGUUACUACUUAUCAAAGUAAUUGCAGGUACGCAGUAAUCGUAAUAAGUACAUAUUAUUCAAUAUAGAUUACAUAUAGGUGUAUCUAAAUGAGAUAUUCUCAAUUUAAAAACUAUGACUUACUACUUAAAAUAAAAUACUCAAUUAUUAAUUUUAUAAAUGGCCAAGUAAUUUCAAUGUUCACAUUUAUUACAUUUAAUAUUUCUAAAAUAUACCUAUAUAUUUAUUAAUUCGGUGUGAUUUUCACUUAUAGUUGUGAUGAUGUUAAUAAUAGCGCAGUUCUAUAGACUUUUUACUUAUAGACGUUACGUGGAUUGGCUACAUUGAAUUACUAUUACAAUUAAACUAUAUUAUAUAGUAUUAUAUCACUGCCCACAACUUACUGGUAAUUAUGUAUUCUUCCAUUUUGUCAAUUUUUUACUCGAAUAUUGAUAUUCUACAUUUUUUUAUCUCCACUUUUGAUCUAAUUUAAAUUUAUAUAUUCGUAUCGAUUAAAUAAAAAUUAUAGUAAUGCCCAUUA